CCUCCCCCUUUCCAAUCACAUGUUCCUCCCCAAAACGUUAAAAAACAAAAAACCCAAAAAAAUUCAAGUAUAUAAGAAGAUCCCGUCGGAGGUUCGAGAUUUUUACUUGGUGAAAAUCAGUCUCGCCAUAAUAUUUCAGAUUGGCCGAUGAAAUGCAGCCCGCAUGUGCACAAGUCUCGGCCAAAAGCAUCCUGACGGGAGCAUUAAAACCCAAAAUGUUAUAAAACACAUGUGGAUUGCUAGUAACCAUGCCAAGGAAGAACGGACCGCGUCCAGGCCCAAGACCAAGACCGCGUCCAAGAAGGAGAGAGAGGCGGCCAAAGAUUAGGCCGACUCUAGUUUAGGAGUUUCCUUUUCUCUUCAUGUUUAUCUAUAAGAGGUUUUCCUUUUUACUUUAGGAUAAGGAUUUGUACUCUUUCCUUUUAUCCAUAUCUUGUAAUCCCCUAUAUAAGGGAACACUUUGAUUACUGAAUAAUAUACACGAUUCCCCCAUCUUUUACAACACGUUAUCAGCACGAUAGCCUCUAAAUCCCUUAGACCUAAAUCGAUACCUAAAAGCCUAUAACCGGCGACUCAAAGCAAAAACCCUAGACGUUCUCCAUUGUUCUAAAAGCUUGACAUCCUCAAGACCGAACGUCCUCAGUUUCCUGAUCGCGUACUCAGCUCGCACACGAGAAGAACGCAUCCGUCCAGCAAACAGCUCGCAGCUCGCGUCCGUCCCCAGCUCGCGUCCGACUACAUCCGCGACCCGAUAGGAGGCAGCAAGCGUUCUUUCUCCUCAGCUCGAAGUUUCAUCCAUUCUCGGGAGGUCCGGUUCUAUACCUCUACAAAACAAAGGUAUGAACAUAAUCUGAGAACAUAGAAUAAGAUGAAAACCCUAAUCCAUCAUUAUGGAAAUCUUAUUCUUGAUGAAACUCUAAAAGCAACUAGAAGAUUAAAAUCGACAAAGUCUUAAAACUAGAAAGCUAAACGAUUCCAAACUAGAACUUGUUUGUAUGUUGAUUGAUUAAAUCUGAAACCUGACAAACCCUAAUGAAGGAAUCGAAACCCUAAACCCUAAAGCUAGAAUCCGAUUUUAAGUUGAUAUUGCUUGAUUGAUUGCUUGCUUUGAUUUGAGGUUUAGGAAUGUUAGAUUGUUCUUUUCGAAAUAAUCUAACUAAGAACACAAAAUACUUAAGGCCUUGAAACCUUAACAUAAGGUUGAUAAAGAAUUCAAAGAUUGGAAACCCUAGGUGUUAUGAAAAGAAGUAAGAUAAGGUAGAUUGCUUUACAUGAAUCCGAACAUUGUAUUGCAUUCAUAAUUAAUUGAAACAAGAUCGACCAGCAUAUAGAUCAUACGAGUUUAGGUUGUUAGAAAACCUAUAGAACCGUGUGGUUCAUGAUUGAUAGCACCAUGGUCGUUUAGAAUUGUUUUGAACAUCAUAAAUGCGUAAGACAUGUUUUGGCCGAGCUUGCUUAUAUCAUGCGGCCACGUGAUCAUAUUGUGAACCUAAUACCUUAUAUGAUAAUAUGAUUCAGAUGUCGAAAAUAGCAAACAGAGACUAUGCAGCCCUUAAUCUCUGCGGAGACAAUUACUUGCAGUGGGCACUAGACACAAGGAUUAGUCUAAAGUCCAAGGGACUCGGUGAUACUAUCACCGAAGACAACAAUGAGAAUGAAAAGAACCGAUACAGAGCCUUAGGCCUUAUGCGUCAUCAUCUCAUUGAUGGUCUUAAAGAUCAGUACAUGACAAUUGAGAAUCCACUAGAUCUUUGGAAAGCUUUAAAGAAUAGAUAUGAUCACCACAGGAUGGUGUUGCUUCCAAAGGCAAGGCACGAUUGGAUGCAUCUAAGAUUCUUAGACUAUAAGUCAGUGGAUGAUUACAACUCAGCUCUAUUCAAGAUUGUCUCAAUACUAAAGCUUUGUGGUGAAGAAGUAACCGAUAGCAUGAUGCUUGAAAAGACCUAUACGACUUUCAAUCAGUCGAAUUCUGUGUUGCAAGAGAAAUACAGGACAAAGGGCUUUGCCACAUAUACUGAUCUGAUCUCAUGUCUACUCUUGGCCGAGGCAAACAAUGAACUCCUACUAAAGAGUAAUGGAGUUAGACCGGCCGGGACAGCACCACUACCCGAAGCCCAUGAGGUUGAAAAGAAAGAUCCCAAUGAGACCUAUUUCUUCCAAGACAACAAGAAACCAUACGGCAAUAGCCGUGGUGGAUUCAAGAGGCGUGGACAUGACAACUCAAACGGCCGAGACGGCUACUCAACUGGCCGGAAAGGAAACCACAAUAACCGUGGUCGUGGUUCCAAUUACGGCCGGGGUCGAGGCAGCUACGGCCGCGGACGAGGUGGCAUAUCCAAACCAUCUUACACGUCCAACAAGUCUGUAUGCCACAGAUGCGGGAGUGACAACCAUUGGGCUAAGAACUGUAGAACUCCGAAACACUUGUGCAACCUCUACCAAGAGAGCCUCAAGAACGAGAAUCCGGAGGCAAACAUGAUCCAAGAAAACGUCCAUGAGGACAAGGGAUAUGGGUAUGAUGCUGACAAUGAAUCCGACAAGGACAACCAAGAUGACCUAAUGGAUUUUGAGACAUCCGAUUGUCUCAAGGACUAGUUUUCGAAUCACAUUGUCUUAUUGCUUUAUGUUUUUGAUUUGGUGUUUUUAUUUUAUGUAAUGGCAUUUUAA
Molecule: messenger RNA, 2667 nt
Organism: Brassica rapa (field mustard)
Lineage: Eukaryota; Viridiplantae; Streptophyta; Magnoliopsida; Brassicales; Brassicaceae
Molecular function (GO): nucleic acid binding; zinc ion binding
Source: RefSeq, a predicted model, not a curated record